GCCCAGGACCUUAAUGUGAUCGAGGAGGUAAUCAGGAUGAUGCUGGAGAUCAUCAACUCUUGUCUGUCUAACUCUCUACACCACAACCCUAACCUGGUCUACGCGCUGCUCUACAAGAGGGAGCUCUUCGAACAGUUCAGAACACACCCCUCCUUCCAGGACAUCAUGCAAAACCUUGACACGGUGAGACAGAGAGAGACACACCAACAAAUGCAAGCACACACACACUCAAACAUGGAAUUCCAAAAUCCUAAUUGAAAACAAUGGCCAAUUCUGGAUUGAAACUCCUCUACUGAAUCUUAGCAAGCCUCUAAGCUUUCCAGUAGAAACCAGAAUAGUUUUGUGAAAAAGCUUUCUAGCAUUUCAAAGAUUUGGGAUUUACAAUUAAUAAUAUAUUUUAAUGGAGAGAGUUUCGCGCCUCAAUUUCUGAUGCAAAGAUACGAAGAGGGUAGAUCACUAUUCAAGUGUCAGAUGAGAAGAUGCGCAGUACAACUCUGAAUUGAUGAUUAAAAGAAGUCUACAUCCUGUACCCUCAUGGGGCUGAUAGUAAAGUAUUCAUUAAGAGUAUGAUUAUAGAAAGACGUACUAUAGCUGGCAUUCAUCUUCUUUCCAACAAAGUGUCCAGAGACAGAAAAGAGAGUGAAGUCACGUCCCAAAUUGCACCCUAUUCCCUACAUAGUGCACUACUUUCGACCAGAGCGCAUUCAAAAGUAGUGCACUAUGUAGGGAAUAGGGUGCCCUUGGGGACGUACCCAUAGCUAGCGUGUUAGAUUCACUACUCCUCUCCCUGUGGCCCGGCCCUCCUGGCUCUCAUACACACACACCAGCGUCUGUGUCUCGGCUGGCUCUGAUGCCUGUGUACUGUAGCCUGCUAGAGAUGUCUGGGACUCUGGUAGCCUGCUAGAGAUGUCUGGGACUCUGGUAGCCUGCUAGAGAUGUCUGGGACUCUGGUAGCCUGCUAGAGAUGUCUGGGACUCUGGCAGCCUGCUAGAGAUGUCUGGGCUACUGGCAGCCUGCUAGAGAUGUCUGGGCUUCAGGCAGCCUGCUAGAGAUGUCUGGAACUCUGGUAGCCUGCUAGAGAUGUCUGGGACUCUGGUAGCCUGCUAGAGAUGUCUGGGACUCUGGUAGCCUGCUAGAGAUGUCUGGGUCUCUGGCAGCCUGCUAGAGAUGUCUGGGACUCUGGUAGCCUGUUAGAGAUGUCUGGGACUCUGGCAGCCUGCUAGAGAUAUCUGGGCUUCUGGCAGCCUGCUAGAGAUGUCUGGGCUUCAGGCAGCCUGCUAGAGAUGUCUGGAACUCUGGCAGCCUGUUAGACAUGUCUGGGAAUCAGGCAGCCUGCUAGAGAUGUCUGGGACUCUGGCAGCCUGCUAGAGAUGUCUGGGACUCUGGCAGCCUGCUAGAGAUGUCUGGACCUCUGGCAGCCUCUUGGAGAUGUCUGUCAGGGACUCUGGCAGCCUGCUAGAGAUGUCUGGAACUCUGGCAGCCUCUUAGAGAUGUCUGGGAUUCUGGCAGCCUGUUAGAGAUGUCUGGAACUCUGGCAGCCUGUUAGAGAUGUCUGGGAAUCAGGCAGCCUGCUAGAGAUGUCUGGGACUCUGGCAGCCUGCUAGAGAUGUCUGGGACUCUGGCAGCCUGCUAGAGAUGUCUGGGUUGCUGGCAGCCUGCUAGAGAUGUCUGUCUGGGACUCUGGCAGCCUGCUAGAGAUGUCUGUCUGGGACUCUGGCAGCCUGUUAGACAUGUCUGGGAUUCUGGCAGCCUGCUAGAGAUGUCUGGGACUCUGGCAGCCUGCUAGAGAUGUCUGUCUGGGACUCUGGCAGCCUGUUAGAGAUGUCUGGGAUUCUGGCAGCCUCUUAGAGAUGUCUGGGACUCUGGCAGCCUGCUAGAGAUAUCUGGGCUUCUGGCAGCCUGCUAGAGAUGUCUGGGCUUCAGGCAGCCUGCUAGAGAUGUCUGGAACUCUGGCAGCCUGUUAGAGAUGUCUGGGAAUCAGGCAGCCUGCUAGAGAUGUCUGGGACUCUGGCAGCCUGCUAGAGAUGUCUGGGACUCUGGCAGCCUGCUAGAGAUGUCUGGGUUGCUGGCAGCCUGCUAGAGAUGUCUGUCUGGGACUCUGGCAGCCUGCUAGAGAUGUCUGUCUGGGACUCUGGCAGCCUGUUAGACAUGUCUGGGAUUCUGGCAGCCUGCUAGAGAUGUCUGGGACUCUGGCAGCCUGCUAGAGAUGUCUGUCUGGGACUCUGGCAGCCUGUUAGAGAUGUCUGGGAUUCUGGCAGCCUCUUAGAGAUGUCUGGGACUCUGGCAGCCUGCUAGAGAUGUCUGGGACUCUGGCAGCCUGCUAGAGAUGUCUGGGUUGCUGGCAGCCUGCUAGAGAUGUCUGUCUGGGACUCUGGCAGCCUGCUAGAGAUGUCUGUCUGGGACUCUGGCAGCCUGUUAGAGAUGUCUGUCUGGGACUCUGGCAGCCUGCUAGAGAUGUCUGGGACUCUGGCAGCCUGCUAGAGAUGUCUGUCUGGGACUCUGGCAGCCUGCUAGAGAUGUCUGGGUUGCUGGCAGCCUGCUAGAGAUGUCUGGGAUCCUGGCAGCCUGCUAGAGAUGUCUGGGAUUCUGGCAGCCUGCUAGAGAUGUCUGGGAUUCUGGCAGCCUGCUAGAGAUGUCUGUCUGGGACUCUGGCAGCCUGCUAGAGAUGUCUGUCUGGGACUCUGGCAGCCUGCUAGAGAUGUCUGUCUGUGAUUCAGGCAGCCUGCUAGAGAUGUCUGAGAGUCUGGCAGCCUGCUAGAGAUGUCUGGGAUUCUGGCAGCCUGCUAGAGAUGUCUGGAACUCUGGUAGCCUGCUAGAGAUGUCUGUCUGGGACUCUGGCAGCCUGUUAGAGAUGUAUGUCUGGCCCAACACUCUAACCGCUAGGCUACCUGCCGCCCUGAUCUUAUAGUCCAUGUUGCUAUGAUACAUUUAUGUUGCUAUGAUACGUUUAUCAGCUGUUAAAUGUGAGAAACGCAUCAGACAGAGAGAUGGUCUAUCAGUCAGAAAACAUUACAGUCAGUCAAAUCCUUAGUUCUUAUUAAACAAGGACAGAGGAUGUAAUGAUUUCCCCCCAUCAUUUAACUAGAUGCUCUGUGGAUACCCAACACAAAAGGUUUUAUAAUAGUUGGUGCGUAAAACCAUUUAGUCCAGGUACACAGAAACCAGUUAGUCCAGGUACACAGAAAAUACAUGAUCUGCACUCAAAAUCCCCCCAAAAUGUGACUAUUGCGGACGGACCUACUGUAUUUUUUUGUUGUUUUUUUGUAAGAUUUUGUUAGUUUUACACUUAAGACAUGACUCUGCCGUUGUGCUGUAGAAUAUGUGAAUUUAGUACAUUGUCUUUAUCUGUAAUUUCAUUAGUUAUGUUCCAACACUCCCUCUAUCUUGUGCCAAUAUCAGUUCUUUUGAAGUCUUGGUUGCAAUAGUUGAUAUAUUUUUCUACUGGACCUAGUGUAAAUAGACACUGUGCCAGCAGCUUUUGCGCUGCCUACACAGGUAGUUACAAUCGCUACUGAAGUUACAGUACCUGCCAGUUACUCCCUAUGUCAUCAUGUUAGGGACGUCUGUUGCAAUGGGAGACCUGUGUGACGACCCAAAGCAGAGGAUCAAAUUAAUGAUGAUCCAGAUGAUCCAAAUAGAAGCUGAGAUGAGACGAUAGUUAAAUCAGUUCAUUAUGUACAGAGACGAGACUCAUCUAAGCGUAGAUUCUCUUGACAGUCAAUGGUGUCAAAGCAAAGCACUGCCUCAGUUUCAUGAAAAACUACUCUUAAAUGAUUGACACCUUCUUUUAAAGUUGUUAUAAUAACCUAGAUGAAAGUAAAGAUUUCACACACAAAUAAAAGUAUUUUGACCUUUUAACUGACAGGUCCCUCAAGCGAACACACAAACACAUCACAUACAUAUAUACAGACACGCACCCCUGUCUGACUUGUGGUGUUCUCCUCUUGUCCCCACAGGUGAUAGGUUUCUUCAGCCAGCGUCUGGAGGCAGCAGGGACUGACCUGUCAGUAGAAAGGGUUCAGGAAGUCAUCAUGAAGGGAGCACAGGCUCUUCCCAAAGACCGCCUCAAGGUAAGAGACCAGACACACACACAGCAGUGGUAAUUAACAAUAGUGAUUUGGAUCCCAUUGACCCAACUGGAGCAUGUAUUAUUUCCAGUGUGGAUGGUGUGUUCCCGAAACAGAGCCAAUGGGAUGGGGGCUAG
Molecule: messenger RNA, 4204 nt
Organism: Coregonus sp. 'balchen'
Lineage: Eukaryota; Metazoa; Chordata; Actinopteri; Salmoniformes; Salmonidae
Source: the annotation of a GenBank genome assembly